AUGGACAUUGACGAUGCAUUGCCUCCUCCGAUUCGUCGCUCACCCAGAGCUGCUCUCGAAGCACGGAAGCAGCGCAGAGAGUACCGUUCGUUCAUAUUUGACGACAUCAACGAGCAAGGAGACGAAGCCCCACUGCCCCCAAAAGCGCCAGAUGAAGCAGCCUCAGUCAAUCGUGACGCAUACAAUGAACCCACGCUUCACGGAUCCGCUGCAUCCGGUGUUAAUCCAUUGCGGUCUCAUCCGGUUGACGCACCAUUGCCCCGAAAUCUAGCUCGCAAAUACUCAUAUCCGCUUCUGGUGUCGGAACCCAAAGAUGGGACAUCACCUGAUCCGGCACCUGUCAUUGAACCACCAGCCUCACGCCGACAUCCGCGCGGGCUCGUUUCUUAUCGGAACAACAAGAGAGAACUCAAGAUCAACAAGAAGCUGCCCCCGCAUCUGCGGCGACAAACCUCUUUGGAAACAAUCAAUUCAGUGACGACGACUACUUCUGAUGACCAAAGCGAAGAUGCCCAUGACCCUCCAGAAGCUGAGGCUCCUUGCUCGGAAUGGUAUGCUAUGAAAGAUGACUUGUACUCCAAUCCACCGCCUAGUGUCGUAUCCAAAGCAUCAUCAACACAUUCUUCGAUUUCCAGCUCAAGACAGUCAACCACGCCUGUAGAAACGCCUCUGGAAUAUGCAAGUCUUGAUCAUCACACGCCUCAGUCACUGUUCCGGAAAAUGAUGCCUCGCAAGCUGUCUGAUAAGAUGCAAGACAGUUCUCCCAGUCCUAGUCGUCUAGUCAUUGAAAAGACAACGUCGAUUAACCGAUCAUCAAGCUCGUUUACGCUGUCAGGAUCCACCACUUCACCAAGCGAGGGGUAUCGCUCGCUCCAUUCGAUACUUGAGGAAGUUGGACGAGAUCGAUCUGCGUCAAAAUCUAGUGGAAGCAGCAAAUGGAGCGCAAGUGACUUUGACACCAGCACGCUGUCUGAGGCGGAACUGAAGAGGUGUAAGAAAAAGGGGAUCAAUCCAGCUCUGUACGCUGAGAUGCGCGCAGCAAAGAAGGGCAAAUGGGCCAGUCCAAUCGCCGGCAAUACGUUCCUCUAG
Molecule: messenger RNA, 1089 nt
Organism: Bipolaris maydis ATCC 48331
Lineage: Eukaryota; Fungi; Ascomycota; Dothideomycetes; Pleosporales; Pleosporaceae
Source: RefSeq, a predicted model, not a curated record